AGAGAAUAAAUAUAUAAACAAAAAGAUACAAAAGAAUCUUUUGUGUUUUAAUAAAAAAGCACCUGGUAGUUAGAAAAAACUAAAGGUAGCUUAAAAAUUUUUUUAAAUCGAAAAAUUCGUAAGGCGUGCUUGAGGCCAUAAACAUCAGCAUAAAGUGCGUGAAUAUAAUAAAAAGAAAAAUUAUAUAUUUUAAACGCGACGGGUAUUAAGUGCCAAAUAAAAAAAAAAAAAAAAAAGUGAAAAAGAACAAGGCAAGGAGCCUGUGUGAAAAUAAAGUAAAUCGAACAAAAAAGAGUUCGUAAAGUUCAAGUGACAGAAAAGUCAGACUGGACAAUUAGUGAAAAAAAAAACAUUUUUUUGAAUAACAAGGCAAGGAGCCUGUUAAAGUGAACCAAAAAUAAGUUCAACAAAAAAGUGAAAAAAUAAAAAAUAUAUAUAUAUAUAUAUGUCGGGGAUGGGGGGUCAAUGUUAUCGGCCAUGGUAGUUUCCUUUUCUUUUCUAAGCGCAGGUAAUCUCCGACAUAUAUAAAUAAAUAUAUAUAUAUAUAUAUAUAUAAAAUCAUCUUUAAAAGCCGACACCUAUACCAGGAGGAAGGAAGACCGCACGGCAGCAAAUAAGUCUCUACAAGAACAACUACAGCCGCAGCGACGAUACAGGCGGCAUCAGGAAAUCUCUACAACAACAACUACGGCGGCAUCAACAGCAGCAGCAGCGUCAUCGUCAUCGUCAAAAAAUCCAGAUAAGCUAACCUACCUAUAUAAAUAUAUUUAACAAAAAUACUUAUACCUAAGUUUUAAAAAUAUUUAUACAAAAAUGAUGUCCGACAAAACUUUAGAAUUGCUAAAAGCGCAGUCCGGAAUAAUUUUGGAAAUUAGGCAGGUAGAAGCUAGAAUAGGGUUAACCAAACAAGACAGAGUAAGGUUAGAAGAGCUUCAGAAACUCUUCAUAGCAAAUCAUACAUUGCUAUUAAAGAUCGGCGUUGUCGAUCAUGAGUACUUUAACUCGAAACAAUAUGACGUAAUAAUGAUGGUCCUGGCUCAAAUCAAAUUAAGAGUUGAUAAAGAGUCUUUAAAGGAUAAGCCAGAGGGACAGAUUGUACCCACAGCCCCAGUUUCCAAGUCGAAAAACGCGGAAACAAAUAUUGAGUUGCCAGGGACUUCAAACGCUUCCGGAAUAGCACAGACUUUCCGAAUUCAGGUAGGCAAAUUAAGAAAAUAUUUGGAUGAGACGACGUCUCUCAUCGACAGCAGUCAGGAUUUGCUGACAAUAAGAAAGAACAAAAUUGAGUUUUUGUUCAGAAGAGUACAAAAUUUAAUAGAACAGGUAAACGCUUGUUUCGAAAGUUCUGUAUUCGAGGAGGAGAUUAGCGAUAUCGAAUUUGAUACGCAAAACAUAUUAGCUGCGAUAAACAAUAGACUCAGCAGAGUUAAUACGCAGGCUGAUGUGUCAAUGGUGGUAAAGGCGGAGGAAUUACCAACCCUGCCUAAAAUUCAGAUUCCCACAUUUUUUGGUGAUUCCAAAGAAUGGGAUCUGUUUUAUGAGCUGUUUACAGAGCUCAUCCACACAAGAGAGGAUUUAAGCCCCUCUCUAAAAUUUAAUUAUCUCAAGUCGGCAUUAAAAGGAGAAGCCAGGAAUGUGGUUACUCACUUAUUGCUAGGCGCAGGAGAAAAUUACGAAGCCACUUGGGAAUUUUUGACCAAGCGGUAUGAGAAUAAAAGAAAAAUAUUCUCAGAGCACAUGAAUAGGCUUAUGGAUAUGCCAAAUUUAAAUUUGGAUUCAGAUAAGCAAAUUAAAAAGUUUAUUGACACUAUAAAUGAGUCAAUAUAUAUUAUAAAAUUAAAGGCACACUUAUCCGAAGAAGUCGAUGCCGUUUUUCCGCACAUAAUUCUGCGAAAAUUUAAUAAAGAAUAUUUAAAUUUGUAUGAAAGUCAUGUCAAAAAGACAAAAGACAUUCAGGCACUUUCUGAUGUGAUGGAAUUUUUAGAACAAAGACUAAAUUCUAUAUCAUCAUUUUCACAGGGAGAUAAACCUGUAAAGAAAGUGGUCAUGACAAUGCCCAAUAAUUAUAUCGAAAAUUGUGCGUGUUGUAAAUUACCAGGGCACUAUUUGGUUCAGUGCUAUAAAUUUAAAAGCAUGAACCCAGCAGAAAGAACUGACUGGGCGAAAAAAAAUCAUAUUUGCACAAGAUGUCUGAGGCAUCAAAGUUUUAAAAGAUGCACAAGUGAGCAACUGUGUGCUACUUGUAACAAGCCUCACCAUACGUUACUUCAUUUUAAUUUUCCAGAAAAAGUGAACACGUGUAGAACAACGGAGCAAGCGUUGUUAGCUACAGCCCUGAUUGAAGUAAAAUCAGGCAAUGGUGGCUUCAAAAAAUUAAGAGCUUUGAUAGACAGUGGGUCUCAAAGUACUAUAAUUUCAGAGGAGGCUUCACAAAUUCUCAAAUUACCGAGAAUUAAAAAAUACACAGAAAUAAGUGGAGUUUCCACAAGUAAAACAUGCAUUUCAAGGCAUAGAGUAAAGUUGCAAAUCAAAACCCAAAAAAGGGAUAAAAAUAAUUUGACGGUGGAUGCGAUCAUCCUACCAAAAUUAAUGAAGGCACUACCAGGUCAAAUGAUUAACGUUGACACGGCUAAAUGGGAUAAAUACCGGCUUGCUGAUCCCGAAUUCAACAAGCCAGGUAGGGUAGACCUAAUAAUAGGAGCAGAUCUAUAUGCACACAUCUUUAAAAAUGGAAUAAAGAAAAUAGACGGACUUCUAGGUCAAAAUACCGCAUUUGGAUGGAUAGUGUCGGGCUGCACAAAAUCUAAAGGCAAUAAUAACACAAUAGUUGCAACCAUGAUUGAGUGCCAAGAUACGGAAAGAUUUUGGGAAUUAGAAGAAGAGAGUAAAGAUGAAAAACAGCAGGAACAGCAGUUUAUGACCGAAAAAUUAUGCUUACGAGCCGACAAGGAAAUAGAGCAGAAAAAUAAGAUUCUAAGGCUGAAUCCAUUAUUAGACAAAGAUGGUAUUCUUAGGGUCGGUGGUAGGCUACAAAAUAGCAAUUUGCGAUUUGAUGUCCAGCACCCGAUCAUAUUAGAUAAGUGCCACAUUACAAAAUUAAUAAUUGAAAAGGCACAUAAGGAGACUUUGCAUGGUGGCAUUAAUUUAAUGAGAAACCAAAUCCAAAGGAAGUAUUGGAUAUUUAGGUUAAGGGAUUCUCUAAAGAAAGUAUUGAGAGAGUGUGUCACCUGUGCACGAUAUCGGCAAUGUACAGGCAAACAAAUAAUGGGUAAUUUGCCGAAGUGCAGAGUAAAUGUAGCAUACCCUUUUCUAACUACGGGUAUAGACUAUGCAGGACCAUACCACAUAAAAUGCUCAAAAAAUCGGGGUCAAAAAACUUUUAAAGGCUAUAUCUCAAUGUUUGUAUGUAUGGCUACGAAGGCAAUUCAUUUGGAAGUUGUCAGUGAUUUAACUUCUGAUGCAUUCCUAGCAGCAUUACAAAGAUUUAUAGCAAGAAGGGGAAAAUGUACCAAUAUAUAUUCGGAUAAUGGUACUAAUUUUGUAGGAGCUGCACGGAAGUUAGACGAAGAGUUAGUAAAAGCUAUACAAUAUAACUCCAGAGUAGCUGCAGAAAAGGAAACUGAAAAAAUUCAGUGGCAUUUUAUCCCGCCGGCAGGACCUCACUUUGGAGGUAUUUGGGAAGCGGGUGUUAAGUCCGUAAAAUAUCAUUUAAAAAGAGUGAUAGGAGAUAGUAUAUUGACAUACGAAGAAAUGUCAACCCUUUUAUGCCAAAUCGAAGCAGUACUGAAUUCUAGGCCGCUAUAUACAACGGGAGAAGACGUGGAUGAUAAUGAAGUGCUAACGCCAGGGCAUUUCUUAAUAGUUCGACCAACGUUGGAUAUAGUGGAGGCAGUUGAAGAAAAUGAAAAAAUUUCGAGCCUAGAUAGGUGGAGGUUAAUUCAAAAAAUAAAAGGAGAUUUUUGGGUCAAAUGGAAAGAGGAUUAUUUAUAUACCUUACAGCAAAGAUAUAAGUGGAAAAAAGGUAGUCAAAAUAUAGAAAAAGGGCAAAUAGUGCUUUUAAAAGAUGAAAACUGUCACCCAGCCAGAUGGCCAAUGGCAAAAGUAGAAGAAAUUCAUAAAGGCAGGGACGAUAAAGUUAGGGUUGUCAAAGUAAAAACCUCAGAAGCAUCAUUGACGAGGCCGAUUACCAAGAUUUGUCCUUUAGUUGGUGUACAACAAGCUGAGGAUGCAACCACAACUCCGACCGUAAGCCAUAAAAAAAGAGUUUCCCCUAGGUUAUCUAAACUAGGAAGUAUAGUGAUACUGACUUUGAUUGCUUUAGUUUGUCAGGUAUCCAGUGCUUCAGCUAUGAAACCCAAAAAAAAUGUGUUUGAGGUACAAAAGAUAAAUAGUACUGCGGCAAUAUAUUUAGAUCCACUAGGAGAUGUGGAAAUUGUAAGUACAUCUUGGAAUUUAGUGAUCUAUUAUAACAUGGAUGCAUAUUUCAAGAUGAUUUCAAAAGGAAAAGCGCUGAUAGGGGAAAUGAGAAAAGUUUGUGACAAGCUUCAUAGCUUUGAAGACCAAUGCCAUCUAGUUUUAAAUAAUAUGCAAAAUCAGUUAUUAGAACUAGAAGAGAAUAAUAAAUUAUUCAUGAUGCAACCAAGAUCCAGAACCAGGCGUGCUCCUUUCGAGUUUAUGGGUUCAUUGUAUCAUAUUUUAUUUGGUAUAAUGGAUGAGGAUGACAGGGAACAAUUGGAAGAAAAUAUGAAAAACUUAUUAGACAAUCAAAGGAACAUUGAUCAAUUAGUUCAAAAGCAAACUUCAGUUGUUGAUUCAACUACUAAUUUAUUAAAAAGAACAACCGAGGAUGUUAACGCCAAUUUUAGGAGUAUGCAAGUAAGGAUUGAGAACAUGACAGAAGUUCUUAAGGAGAAUUACUAUGUGUACAAAGAAUCGAUAAAAUUCUUUAUGGUAACCAAACAGCUUCAAUCAUUGAUUGAAGAAGGUGAGAAAGUCCAAUCCGGGAUUAUAAACCUUUUAAUAGAUAUUAAUCACGGAAGGCUGAAUACAAACAUCCUUAGGCCAAAUCAGCUUAAAAGUGAGAUUGCUAAAAUUCAGGAAAAUCUGUCGGAAAAUCUAAUAAUUCCAGGGAAGAGGUCAGGUACGGAACUUAAGGAGGUAUAUACUUUAUUGACAGCAAGGGGAUUAUUUAUAGAGAAUAAAUUAAUCAUCAGUGCAAAGGUGCCUUUGUUUAGUAGGCAUCCGUCUAAGUUAUUCAGGCUAAUUCCGUUGCCUAUUAGGAAUGUCGAACAAAUGAUAAUGGUACAACUAACUUCCGAAUAUUUGAUUUAUAAUUUUGAAAUCGAUUCGUAUCAUUUAAUGAAUGAAGCAACCUUAAAUCAAUGUCAAAAAUGGCAACAAGGUAAAAGGAUAUGCAAGGGAAGUUGGCCCUGGAACUCCGCGAAUGACAACGCAUGUGAGGUUCAACCAUUAAAACCAAAUAGAGCUUCGAAUUGCGUAUAUAAGACAAUAAUUGGUUCUACAAGUUACUGGGUAGAAUUAGAAAAGAAAAGUAGUUGGCUGUUUAAGGUUCCGCUUAAUACCAAAAUAAGGGUGCAGUGUACUGGCUCUCAAAUGGAGUUGUGUGAGCUGCCUGAGCAAGGGAUCUUCAGUAUUGCGUCAUAUUGUACUGCAAGAACGGAUGACAAGAUUUUAAUAGCACAUCAUAAUAUUCAAUCAGAAAGUGAACAGAUUCUGUCAACACCAUACAUAGGAGAAGUUAGUGAAGUUCCUAAAAUUAUGUGGGAUCCGUUAAAAAUAACCCCAUUAAAUCAUACGAUUGAAAUUGAUAAAUUAAAAAAAGAAAUUAAAGAUCUUAAAGAAAAUCAUCCACAAUUGAAGGAUUUGCAUUUCCAUCAUAUUUCCGGACACGCUGGGCUUAUAUUUUCAUUGAUAAUUAUAGCAGUUUUAAUAAUAUAUUUUGUAAAAAAAUGUUUGAUUAGGCAAAGAUUAGAAGCCAUCACAUUCGCCGGCCCGUUGCCAGGAAUUUAAUGUCAAAUAAUUGAGAAAAAGAUAUAUAUAAAUAUGUUAAAAAUUAUACAAAUUUACAGUCCACUAAAUAAUUGUUUGCACAAAUGUCCAAAAUAAAAUAAAAUAUAUUGGUAACUAAAUGUCAAGCUUGCCGGGCCUUUGGCAGAAUGUUCAUAAGAACACGAUUAUUUUUAUUAUUAAGAAAGACAAAAUAAAACGAAUGUUAAUUUAA
Molecule: messenger RNA, 6241 nt
Organism: Drosophila kikkawai
Lineage: Eukaryota; Metazoa; Arthropoda; Insecta; Diptera; Drosophilidae
Source: RefSeq, a predicted model, not a curated record